AUGCCCCUUAUCGCGCUGUUCACGCUGCCUUUUUCGCAACACUCACCAGCGGAAGGCGAGCAUCCAUGGGCACACAGAGGAAGCCCAUCCUUGCUCUGCCGGCAAACACAUGGGCACGGGGCAGACAGGCAAGGGGCGGACAGGCAAGGGGCGGACAGGCAAGGGGUGGACAGGCAAGGGGCGGACAGGCAAGGGGCGGACAGGCAAGGGGCGGACAGGCAAGGGGCGGACAGGCAAGGGGCGGACAGGCAAGGGGCGGACAGGCAAGGGGCGGACAGGCAAGGGGCGGACAGGCAAGGGGCGGACAGGCAAGGGGCGGACAGGCAAGGGCGGACAGGCAAGGGGCGGACAGGCAAGGGGCGGACAGGCAAGGGGCGGACAGGCAAGGGGCGGACAGGCAAGGGGCAGGACAGGCAAGGGGCAGACAGGCAAGGGGCAGACAGGCAAGGGGCAGACAGGCAAGGGGCAGACAGGCAAGGGGCGGACAGGCAAGGGGCGGACAGGCAAGGGGCGGACAGGCAAGGGGCGGACAGGCAAGGGGCGGACAGGCAAGGGGCGGACAGGCAAGGGGCGGACAGGCAAGGGGCGGACAGGCAAGGGGCGGACAGGCAAGGGGCGGACAGGCAAGGGGCGGACAGGCAAGGGGCGGACAGGCAAGGGGCGGACAGGCAAGGGGCGGACAGGCAAGGGGCGGACAGGCAAGGGGCAGACAGGCAAGGGGCAGACAGGCAAGGGGCAGACAGGCAAGGGGCGGACAGGCAAGGGGCAGACAGGCAAGGGGCAGACAGGCAAGGGGCGGACAGGCAAGGGGCGGACAGGCAAGGGGCAGACAGGCAAGGGGCAGACAGGCAAGGGGCAGACAGGCAAGGGGCGGACAGGCAAGGGGCAGACAGGCAAGGGGCAGACAGGCAAGGGGCGGACAGGCAAGGGGCGGACAGGCAAGGGGCGGACAGGCAAGGGGCAGACAGGCAAGGGGCAGACAGGCAAGGGGCAGACAGGCAAGGGGCAGACAGGCAAGGGGCAGACAGGCAAGGGGCGGACAGGCAAGGGGCGGACAGGCAAGGGGCAGACAGGCAAGGGGCGGACAGGCAAGGGGCGGACAGGCAAGGGGCAGACAGGCAAGGGGUAGACAGGCAAGGGGCGGACAGGCAAGGGGCGGACAGGCAAGGGGCGGACAGGCAAGGGGCGGACAGGCAAGGGUCGGACAGGCAAGGGGCGGACAGGCAAGGGGCGGACAGGCAAGGGGCGGACAGGCAAGGGGCGGACAGGCAAGGGGCAGACAGGCAAGGGGCAGACAGGCAAGGGGCGGACAGGCAAGGGGCAGACAGGCAAGGGGCAGACAGGCAAGGGGCAGACAGGCAAGGGCGGACAGGCAAGGGGACAGGCAAGGGGCAGACAGGCAAGGGGCAGACAGGCAAGGGGCGGACAGGCAAGGGGCGGACAGGCAAGGGGCAGACAGGCAAGGGGCAGACAGGCAAGGGGCGGACAGGCAAGGGGCGGACAGGCAAGGGGCGGACAGGCAAGGGGCAGACAGGCAAGGGGCGGACAGGCAAGGGGCAGACAGGCAAGGGGCAGACAGGCAAGGGGCAGACAGGCAAGGGGCAGACAGGCAAGGGGCAGACAGGCAAGGGGCGGACAGGCAAGGGGCGGACAGGCAAGGGGCAGACAGGCAAGGGGCAGACAGGCAAGGGGCAGACAGGCAAGGGGCAGACAGGCAAGGGGCAGACAGGCAAGGGGCAGACAGGCAAGGGGCAGACAGGCAAGGGGCAGACAGGCAAGGGGCAGACAGGCAAGGGGCAGACAGGCAAGGGGCAGACAGGCAAGGGGCAGACAGGCAAGGGGCAGACAGGCAAGGGGCAGACAGGCAAGGGGCAGACAGGCAAGGGGCGGACAGGCAAGGGGCAGACAGGCAAGGGGCAGACAGGCAAGGGGCGGACAGGCAAGGGGCGGACAGGCAAGGGGCAGACAGGCAAGGGGCAGACAGGCAAGGGGCGGACAGGCAAGGGGCGGACAGGCAAGGGGCAGACAGGCAAGGGGCAGACAGGCAAGGGGCGGACACGCAAGGGGCAGACAGGCAAGGGGCAGACAGGCAAGGGGCAGACAGGCAAGGGGCGGACAGGCAAGGGGCAGACAGGCAAGGGGCGGACAGGCAAGGGGCGGACAGGCAAGGGGCAGACAGGCAAGGGGCAGACAGGCAAGGGGCAGACAGGCAAGGGGCAGACAGGCAAGGGGCAGACAGGCAAGGGGCAGACAGGCAAGGGGCGGACAGGCAAGGGGCAGACAGGCAAGGGGCAGACAGGCAAGGGGCGGACAGGCAAGGGGCGGACAGGCAAGGGGCGGACAGGCAAGGGGCAGACAGGCAAGGGGCAGACAGGCAAGGGGCAGACAGGCAAGGGGCAGACAGGCAAGGGGCAGACAGGCAAGGGGCGGACAGGCAAGGGGCGGACAGGCAAGGGGCGGACAGGCAAGGGCAGACAGGCAAGGGGCGGACAGGCAAGGGGCAGACAGGCAAGGGGCAGACAGGCAAGGGGCGGACAGGCAAGGGGCGGACAGGCAAGGGGCGGACAGGCAAGGGGCGGACAGGCAAGGGGCAGACAGGCAAGGGGCGGACAGGCAAGGGGCAGACAGGCAAGGGGCAGACAGGCAAGGGGCAGACAGGCAAGGGGCGGACAGGCAAGGGGCGGACAGGCAAGGGGCAGACAGGCAAGGGGCAGACAGGCAAGGGGCAGACAGGCAAGGGGCAGACAGGCAAGGGGCAGACAGGUAAGGGGCGGACAGGCAAGGGGCAGACAGGCAAGGGGCAGACAGGCAAGUGGCAGACAGGCAAGGGGCGGACAGGCAAGGGGCAGACAGGCAAGGGGCGGACAGGCAAGGGGCGGACAGGCAAGGGGCGGACAGGCAAGGGGCGGACAGGCAAGGGGCGGACAGGCAAGGGGCGGACAGGCAAGGGGCGGACAGGCAAGGGGCGGACAGGCAAGGGGCGGACAGGCAAGGGGCGGACAGGCAAGGGGCGGACAGGCAAGGGGCGGACAGGCAAGGGUCGGACAGGCAAGGGUCGGACAGGCAAGGGGCGGACAGGCAAGGGGCGGACAGGCAAGGGGCGGACAGGCAAGGGGCGGACAGGCAAGGGGCAGACAGGCAAGGGGCAGACAGGCAAGGGGCGGACAGGCAAGGGGCAGACAGGCAAGGGGCAGACAGGCAAGGGGCGGACAGGCAAGGGGCGGACAGGCAAGGGGCAGACAGGCAAGGGGCAGACAGGCAAGGGGCAGACAGGCAAGGGGCAGACAGGCAAGGGGCGGACAGGCAAGGGGCGGACAGGCAAGGGGCGGACAGGCAAGGGCGGACAGGCAAGGGGCGGACAGGCAAGGGGCAGACAGGCAAGGGUCAGACAGGCAAGGGGCAGACAGGCAAGGGGCAGACAGGCAAGGGGCAGACAGGCAAGGGGCGGACAGGCAAGGGGCGGACAGGCAAGGGGCAGACAGGCAAGGGGCGGACAGGCAAGGGGCGGACAGGCAAGGGGCAGACAGGCAAGGGGCAGACAGGCAAGGGGCGGACAGGCAAGGGGCAGACAGGCAAGGGGCGGACAGGCAAGGGGCAGACAGGCAAGGGGCGGACAGGCAAGGGGCGGACAGGCAAGGGGCGGACAGGCAAGGGGCAGACAGGCAAGGGGCAGACAGGCAAGGGCAGACAGGCAAGGGGCAGACAGGCAAGGGGCAGACAGGCAAGGGGCGGACAGGCAAGGGGCAGACAGGCAAGGGGCAGACAGGCAAGGGGCGGACAGGCAAGGGGCGGACAGGCAAGGGGCAGACAGGCAAGGGGCAGACAGGCAAGGGGCAGACAGGCAAGGGGCGGACAGGCAAGGGGCGGACAGGCAAGGGGCAGACAGGCAAGGGGCAGACAGGCAAGGGGCGGACAGGCAAGGGGCAGACAGGCAAGGGGCAGACAGGCAAGGGGCAGACAGGCAAGGGGCAGACAGGCAAGGGGCAGACAGGCAAGGGGCGGACAGGCAAGGGGCGGACAGGCAAGGGGCAGACAGGCAAGGGGCGGACAGGCAAGGGGCGGACAGGCAAGGGGCAGACAGGCAAGGGGCAGACAGGCAAGGGGCGGACAGGCAAGGGGCAGACAGGCAAGGGGCAGACAGGCAAGGGGCAGACAGGCAAGGGGCAGACAGGCAAGGGGCAGACAGGCAAGGGGCGGACAGGCAAGGGGCGGACAGGCAAGGGGCGGACAGGCAAGGGGCAGACAGGCAAGGGGCAGACAGGCAAGGGGCAGACAGGCAAGGGGCAGACAGGCAAGGGGCAGACAGGCAAGGGGCGGACAGGCAAGGGGCGGACAGGCAAGGGGCGGACAGGCAAGGGGCAGACAGGCAAGGGGCAGACAGGCAAGGGGCAGACAGGCAAGGGCAGACAGGCAAGGGGCGGACAGGCAAGGGGCGGACAGGCAAGGGGCGGACAGGCAAGGGGCGGACAGGCAAGGGGCAGACAGGCAAGGGGCAGACAGGCAAGGGGCAGACAGGCAAGGGGCAGACAGGCAAGGGGCAGACAGGCAAGGGGCAGACAGGCAAGGGGCAGACAGGCAAGGGGCAGACAGGCAAGGGGCAGACAGGCAAGGGGCAGACAGGCAAGGGGCAGACAGGCAAGGGGCGGACAGGCAAGGGGCAGACAGGCAAGGGGCAGACAGGCAAGGGGCGGACAGGCAAGGGGCGGACAGGCAAGGGGCGGACAGGCAAGGGGCAGACAGGCAAGGGGCGGACAGGCAAGGGGCGGACAGGCAAGGGGCAGACAGGCAAGGGGCAGACAGGCAAGGGGCAGACAGGCAAGGGGCAGACAGGCAAGGGGCGGACAGGCAAGGGGCAGACAGGCAAGGGGCAGACAGGCAAGGGGCAGACAGGCAAGGGGCGGACAGGCAAGGGGCAGACAGGCAAGGGGCGGACAGGCAAGGGGCGGACAGGCAAGGGCAGACAGGCAAGGGGCAGACAGGCAAGGGGCAGACAGGCAAGGGGCAGACAGGCAAGGGGCAGACAGGCAAGGGGCGGACAGGCAAGGGGCAGACAGGCAAGGGGCAGACAGGCAACGGGCGGACAGGCAAGGGGCGGACAGGCAAGGGGCAGACAGGCAAGGGGCAGACAGGCAAGGGGCAGACAGGCAAGGGGCGGACAGGCAAGGGGCGGACAGGCAAGGGGCAGACAGGCAAGGGGCAGACAGGCAAGGGGCGGACAGGCAAGGGGCAGACAGGCAAGGGGCAGACAGGCAAGGGGCGGACAGGCAAGGGGCAGACAGGCAAGGGGCAGACAGGCAAGUGGCAGACAGGCAAGGGGCGGACAGGCAAGGGGCAGACAGGCAAGGGGCAGACAGGCAAGGGGCGGACAGGCAAGGGGCGGACAGGCAAGGGGCAGACAGGCAAGGGGCAGACAGGCAAGGGGCAGACAGGCAAGGGGCGGACAGGCAAGGGGCAGACAGGCAAGGGGCAGACAGGCAAGGGGCAGACAGGCAAGGGGCGGACAGGCAAGGGGCAGACAGGCAAGGGGCGGACAGGCAAGGGGCGGACAGGCAAGGGGCGGACAGGCAAGGGGCAGACAGGCAAGGGGCAGACAGGCAAGGGGCAGACAGGCAAGGGGCAGACAGGCAAGGGGCAGACAGGCAAGGGGCAGACAGGCAAGGGGCGGACAGGCAAGGGGCAGACAGGCAAGGGGCAGACAGGCAAGGGGCGGACAGGCAAGGGGCGGACAGGCAAGGGGCGGACAGGCAAGGGGCAGACAGGCAAGGGGCAGACAGGCAAGGGGCAGACAGGCAAGGGGCAGACAGGCAAGGGGCAGACAGGCAAGGGGCGGACAGGCAAGGGGCGGACAGGCAAGGGGCAGACAGGCAAGGGGCAGACAGGCAAGGGGCGGACAGGCAAGGGGCGGACAGGCAAGGGGCAGACAGGCAAGGGGCAGACAGGCAAGGGGCGGACAGGCAAGGGGCGGACAGGCAAGGGGCGGACAGGCAAGGGGCAGACAGGCAAGGGGCGGACAGGCAAGGGGCGGACAGGCAAGGGGCAGACAGGCAAGGGCAGACAGGCAAGGGGCGGACAGGCAAGGGGCAGACAGGCAAGGGCAGACAGGCAAGGGGCGGACAGGCAAGGGGCGGACAGGCAAGGGGCAGACAGGCAAGGGGCAGACAGGCAAGGGGCGGACAGGCAAGGGGCGGACAGGCAAGGGGCAGACAGGCAAGGGGCAGACAGGCAAGGGGCAGACAGGCAAGGGGCAGACAGGCAAGGGGCAGACAGGCAAGGGGCAGACAGGCAAGGGGCGGACAGGCAAGGGGCAGACAGGCAAGGGGCAGACAGGCAAGGGGCGGACAGGCAAGGGGCGGACAGGCAAGGGGCGGACAGGCAAGGGCAGACAGGCAAGGGGCGGACAGGCAAGGGGCGGACAGGCAAGGGGCAGACAGGCAAGGGGCAGACAGGCAAGGGGCAGACAGGCAAGGGGCGGACAGGCAAGGGGCGGACAGGCAAGGGGCGGACAGGCAAGGGGCGGACAGGCAAGGGGCGGACAGGCAAGGGGCGGACAGGCAAGGGGCGGACAGGCAAGGGGCAGACAGGCAAGGGGCAGACAGGCAAGGGGCAGACAGGCAAGGGGCAGACAGGCAAGGGGCAGACAGGCAAGGGGCGGACAGGCAAGGGGCGGACAGGCAAGGGGCAGACAGGCAAGGGGCAGACAGGCAAGGGGCGGACAGGCAAGGGCGGACAGGCAAGGGGCAGACAGGCAAGGGGCAGACAGGCAAGGGGCGGACAGGCAAGGGGCGGACAGGCAAGGGGCAGACAGGCAAGGGGCAGACAGGCAAGGGGCGGACAGGCAAGGGGCAGACAGGCAAGGGGCAGACAGGCAAGGGGCGGACAGGCAAGGGGCAGACAGGCAAGGGGCAGACAGGCAAGGGGCAGACAGGCAAGGGGCAGACAGGCAAGGGGCAGACAGGCAAGGGGCAGACAGGCAAGGGGCGGACAGGCAAGGGGCAGACAGGCAAGGGGCGGACAGGCAAGGGGCGGACAGGCAAGGGGCGGACAGGCAAGGGGCAGACAGGCAAGGGGCAGACAGGCAAGGGGCAGACAGGCAAGGGGCAGACAGGCAAGGGGCAGACAGGCAAGGGGCGGACAGGCAAGGGGCGGACAGGCAAGGGGCGGACAGGCAAGGGGCAGACAGGCAAGGGGCAGACAGGCAAGGGGCAGACAGGCAAGGGGCAGACAGGCAAGGGGCAGACAGGCAAGGGGCAGACAGGCAAGGGGCGGACAGGCAAGGGGCGGACAGGCAAGGGGCAGACAGGCAAGGGGCAGACAGGCAAGGGGCAGACAGGCAAGGGGCGGACAGGCAAGGGGCAGACAGGCAAGGGGCAGACAGGCAAGGGGCGGACAGGCAAGGGGCGGACAGGCAAGGGGCGGACAGGCAAGGGGCAGACAGGCAAGGGGCAGACAGGCAAGGGGCGGACAGGCAAGGGGCGGACAGGCAAGGGGCGGACAGGCAAGGGGCGGACAGGCAAGGGGCAGACAGGCAAGGGGCGGACAGGCAAGGGGCAGACAGGCAAGGGGCAGACAGGCAAGGGGCAGACAGGCAAGGGGCGGACAGGCAAGGGGCGGACAGGCAAGGGGCAGACAGGCAAGGGGCAGACAGGCAAGGGGCAGACAGGCAAGGGGCAGACAGGCAAGGGGCAGACAGGUAAGGGGCGGACAGGCAAGGGGCAGACAGGCAAGGGGCAGACAGGCAAGUGGCAGACAGGCAAGGGGCGGACAGGCAAGGGGCAGACAGGCAAGGGGCAGACAGGCAAUGGGCGGACAGGCAAGGGGCGGACAGGCAAGGGGCAGACAGGCAAGGGGCAGACAGGCAAGGGGCAGACAGGCAAGGGGCAGACAGGCAAGGGGCAGACAGGCAAGGGGCAGACAGGCAAGGGGCGGACAGGCAAGGGGCAGACAGGCAAGGGGCAGACAGGCAAGGGGCGGACAGGCAAGGGGCGGACAGGCAAGGGGCGGACAGGCAAGGGGCGGACAGGCAAGGGGCGGACAGGCAAGGGGCGGACAGGCAAGGGGCGGACAGGCAAGGGGCGGACAGGCAAGGGGCGGACAGGCAAGGGGCGGACAGGCAAGGGUCGGACAGGCAAGGGUCGGACAGGCAAGGGGCGGACAGGCAAGGGGCGGACAGGCAAGGGGCGGACAGGCAAGGGGCGGACAGGCAAGGGGCAGACAGGCAAGGGGCAGACAGGCAAGGGGCAGACAGGCAAGGGGCAGACAGGCAAGGGGCAGACAGGCAAGGGGCGGACAGGCAAGGGGCAGACAGGCAAGGGGCAGACAGGCAAGGGGCAGACAGGCAAGGGGCGGACAGGCAAGGGGCGGACAGGCAAGGGGCAGACAGGCAAGGGGCAGACAGGCAAGGGGCAGACAGGCAAGGGGCAGACAGGCAAGGGGCAGACAGGUAAGGGGCGGACAGGCAAGGGGCAGACAGGCAAGGGGCAGACAGGCAAGUGGCAGACAGGCAAGGGGCGGACAGGCAAGGGGCAGACAGGCAAGGGGCAGACAGGCAAUGGGCGGACAGGCAAGGGGCGGACAGGCAAGGGGCAGACAGGCAAGGGGCAGACAGGCAAGGGGCAGACAGGCAAGGGGCAGACAGGCAAGGGGCAGACAGGCAAGGGGCAGACAGGCAAGGGGCGGACAGGCAAGGGGCAGACAGGCAAGGGGCAGACAGGCAAGGGGCGGACAGGCAAGGGGCGGACAGGCAAGGGGCGGACAGGCAAGGGGCGGACAGGCAAGGGGCGGACAGGCAAGGGGCGGACAGGCAAGGGGCGGACAGGCAAGGGGCGGACAGGCAAGGGGCGGACAGGCAAGGGUCGGACAGGCAAGGGUCGGACAGGCAAGGGGCGGACAGGCAAGGGGCGGACAGGCAAGGGGCGGACAGGCAAGGGGCGGACAGGCAAGGGGCAGACAGGCAAGGGGCAGACAGGCAAGGGGCAGACAGGCAAGGGGCAGACAGGCAAGGGGCAGACAGGCAAGGGGCGGACAGGCAAGGGGCAGACAGGCAAGGGGCAGACAGGCAAGGGGCAGACAGGCAAGGGGCAGAACAAGCAGAAACAGGGUCAAGCGGGUCUGAGGGGUAAAAAGAAUCUCAAGUGCGAGUUCACAUAA
Closterium sp. Naga37s-1 is the source of this 9147-nucleotide messenger RNA. The record is from the annotation of a GenBank genome assembly. Lineage: Eukaryota; Viridiplantae; Streptophyta; Zygnematophyceae; Desmidiales; Closteriaceae.